Molecule: messenger RNA, 4631 nt
Organism: Gasterosteus aculeatus aculeatus (three-spined stickleback)
Lineage: Eukaryota; Metazoa; Chordata; Actinopteri; Perciformes; Gasterosteidae
Gene: tti1
Product: TELO2 interacting protein 1
Cellular component (GO): cytoplasm
Source: RefSeq, a predicted model, not a curated record
CGUCGCACAUGUGCCUUCGACGCAGAAUCAUGACGUCACGCCUCGAUGGCGUUCAGCAGCUUCAUGUGUGUCUGAUGUUAUGUUUUUCCAUUUCAAAUGAAACCUCUUCUAUGGAUUAUUGCCUCGCGCAGCUGGUCCACCUAAUACUCCCAAUGUGAAGUCCUUCUUCAGCAUCUCCUCAACAAAGAGGCCCCUGCUGUCAUGCCUCCGGUCAUGGCUCAGAUCAAUGAUCCCAAGAUCGCCUUUGCCUACCUGCGCCCGGCCUGCGUCCUCCUCACCCGAGCGCCCACUGUGACCAACGUGGAGACACUGAGCGGCCAGCUAAAAGAAGUCAACGAUGCCACCUUGCAGCAGCUGCAGGAGUACGUCCUCUUCCCUCUUCGCUUUGUCCUCAAAGUCCCCGGGCCCAAGGACGAAAAGCUGGUGCAGUCCGUGGCGGAGGCCGUGAGCCACGUCCUCGAGAACACUUGUGUCCAGAGCUGGGAGACCCUCCGCGAGCUCCUCUCGGAGCUUUGCCUCUGCCUGUGCUCGCCAACGGAUCCCGGGAAACCCGCAGACACGUCGGAAGAGCUCAAGUCGUCCGUGCUGAGGUGCCUGGACGCGCUGCUUCACGCCGCUUACGGUGAUAUAGUCUUCAAACUCUUCGAACCGGUCAUGCUGCCGGGACUCGGCGCUGCCAUAUCGUUGCUGCUGGCCUUAGCGGAGAAGGAGAAAUGCCGAGACGUGCAGGCAGCGGCGUUGAAGUGCCUCCAGUCGUUGACUCUGCAGUGUGACUGCACUCAGGAGCAUGUGGUCCCAUCCACGGAGGAGAGAUGCGCGAUGGGCAGAACCUUGGCUUCAUUCUUACCUGGGAUCACUGUGGCCGUGGCCAGGAUCAUUACCGGAGAUCUGAGACAAGGACACGCAGUCACAAUCAGGGCCAUCAAGGUCAUGUCUAGGACUGUGGGGCUCGUCAUGGAAGAUGCCCAGAUUCGGGCCGGCGAGCCCAGCGAAACUCCCUCAGCAGACUUGGGGCGAAUCGCUCAGCUGAUGGUCCUCCGGACGCCGGCCUGGGUGAAGAGCACGGCAGGGAAACUGUCCGUGCUCCUGAGGAAGAUCAUCUCCUGCACCUCGUCCCACCUGCACUGGAGGGUCCGACUAGAGAUGGUGGAGCUGGAUAACCACUUGCUGGCCAGGUGUAGCCAGUCACUGGGAGAGUGUGUGGGGCCGCUACUGGAAGCACUGGUGGGAGCAGUCAACGACGAGGAGCCCAGAGUCAGGAAAAGAUGCGAAGGUGUCCUCUGCGAGGUGUCACAGAGGAAUCAGAGCGGCGUCGCCGGCAGCAGUGCUCAGACCUUCACAGACGUGCUUUCAGAGAAUCUCCACUCCUUGGCCACCUCUCUGCCCAGACUGAUGAGGACAUCCGAUGACCAGAAGAAGCUCUUUGUCCUCAACGUGUUCCUGGGUUAUUUGAAAGUCCUGGGACCGACCGUCUCCGUGGUGCUGAACUCUGCUGCGCACCUCGAGAGGAUUUCCAAAGCCCUGAUGCAGGUGCUUGAGCUGGAUGUGAUGGAUGUCCACAUUGUGGAGGAAAGAAGUUACGCUGUUGCCAUAGAGACGAGCCCGGGAUCUCAGGAUUCUUAUGCUGCUCACAUACAGAGGAAGCAUUUUCUCUACUUCACAGAUGAGAAGAUCUUCUCUGCGCUUAUGGAGAUCUGUCGAACAUUAGGCUACUACGGCAACAUUUACCUGCUGACGGAUCACUUCCUGGAUCUGUACCAACAGUCCUCCGCAUACAGAAAGCAGGCGGCCAUGGCGCUCAAUGAGAUUGUCCGGGGAGCAGCGGGCAUCGGCGUGGCAACAGCGGGUCACGGUCUUGGGAGUCCAGUUCGGGGACACUCUGCCAGCCGGGAGGACCUUAAAGUGGCGGUGGUGUCUGUCAUGGAGGAAUACACCAGUCUGCACAACUGGCACUUGAUAACCGUCAGCGAGGAGACGGAGAGAGACCGACAGGACCAGCAGCUACUCAGCCCUUUGGGACUCCUCUCCAUAUCCAACAAUAAUGUCGCCACAAACACCAAGGCGAACUCUCUCCAAGUGAUUCCUUCUUCAUCCGGCGCUCCACCUUCCUCGUCGUCAACCUCCACAAUUCACCAGCUCAACAGCAACAUCUGGCAGCUGUGCAUCCAACUCGAGGGCGUCGCCCACUUUGCUCAGGCACUGGGACCCGACUUUCGGCCCCUUUUGAUGACAUCACUGUAUCCCGUGCUGGAGAAAGCCGGGGAGGAGACGCUGCUGGUCAGCCAGGCAGCGCUGGGCUGCAUGCGGCACGUCAGUGAGGCCUGUGGCUACGACUCCCUGAAGGAGCUGAUCAACGACAACUCCGACUACCUGCUCAACGACGUAUCGCUCAACCUGCAGAGGCUCGGCCAGCACCCACAGGCUCCGCGGGUGUUGACAGUGAUGCUGACGCACUCGGACUGCAGCCUGCUGCCUCUGGUCGGGGACGUCGUUCAGGAUGUGCUGACGGCUCUGGAUCUCAGCUACGCGCACACGGCCGCGCUCUUCUGCUCGGUGCUGCACGCGCUCAUGAAGGCCCUCGCGAGGUGGUUCCCCUCUAGUCGUGCAAAGACGCGUGAAUCUGCCGGAUCCAAACACACCUCCUCUCCCGAGGACGUCCUCGACAUCCGCCACUACCUGCUGGAUCUCCGUAAGCAGAAGGAGCUGGCAGAGGGCGUUGGAAUAGAGGAGGACGACGCCGAAGACCUUGAAGUCCCUCCUCCCACCCAGUGUGAGGAUGUUGAUGAUAUCGGUGGUCCUGACGUGAAAGUAGAGCUGCCCGCCCACCUCAGCACCACCAAAGAUGUCAUGGAGCGCUGCGUUCACCUGCUGUCGGACCCGUGUCUCAGGCUGCGACUCAAGGCGCUGGACGUGCUGGAGCUGUGCGUGUGUGUUCUGAGUGAGCGGGAAGACGAGCUGCUGCCUCUGGCCCAUCGCUGCUGGCCCGCCCUCCUCCAGAGACUCACCGCCGAUGACCCCCUAGCUGUCCUCCGGGCCUUCAGGGUGCUGUGCACGCUGGGUGAAACGUGCGGAGACUUCCUGAGGAGGAGGGUGUCCAAAGAGGUUCUGCCCAAGCUGAGCUCCUCUCUGGUGCGGCAGGCUCCGAUCAGCGCCAAGGCCGGUCCCGUCUACACGCACACGCUGGCCUACAAGCUGCAGCUGGCGGUGCUGCGGGGGCUCGGCUCGCUGUGCCUCAGGCUCAAUCUGGGUGACGCUGACCUGGAUGCUGUCUGUGAGGCCUGCCUGCCAUACCUGAGCUGCAGACAGCCAAUCAGACUGCAGGAAGCUGGCCGGAGCGUUUUCCAGCACUUGAUCCGGGUGGAUCCCGAUGCCUUCUGGUUCACUCUGAACGAGCUGCACUGCCCGUGCUCCUACGUCCCGCCCCACCCGGACCUGCGGCCUGUGCGGCUGAGCGGAAUGGGCCGUCCGAGGGACGAGUACUCUGACAACGUGCUCCGGCUGCUGAGGGAGGAGUUUGGCUCGGUUGGCGAGGCAGCCAGCUAACGGGCUGGCGAGUGACGGGAUCGAACUCGUGCCUUUACACGGGCGGCCUAUCGAACCACUAAACUCAAACGAGGCAGUUCGCCGGAAGAAAAAUCGGCCCGUUGUGCCCGAAGAGACGGCCAUCAGACAGGGCCGCGAUAACCUUCAUGCUCUACACGGCUCGGAUAAGCAGCGAGUUGCAAAAGGGAAAUGUCAAUGAAGCUGCCUGCUGGGGUAGAAACCAGGAACACACACAGCGCAGGAGUUUUUCCAUGAAUAUGUAGACGUAUUCUGCGUGCAAAUGUGAUGCUUGCUGUUCUUUUUAUUUCUGUAUUUUGUCAAGAAAUACCUUAUUCCUACCUUGAUGGUGUGAAUUAUUUAAACGGAGUCUCAGAGUAGUUCUGGGCUCUUUUAUACAAUUUAACUUGGUGACCUAGAUAGGAACAUUCCGAUUUAAAAUGUUAUUUCUAUAAACUAAAACGUGUCUCUAGCACGAAGGAAAAGCUGUGUCUGGCCAAAGUGAGGAUCUUUUUUUAUUUUUAAGGCCUUAACGGGGAGCUUCACCGGUUUUACUUUGAAGGCGGCUGGCAGCUCUUGGAGGACUCCUGAAUAUGGAAUGGAAGCUGUACAAAGGCUUUUGCGGCUCCGGAGGGAACUCUUGAUGUGAAGUCUGAUGCCUACAAGCGAUGUCACUGGAGCGAGUGGAGCUGAGGGUUGAAAACUACAAAUUAAAACUGCAGUCAGGAGCUUUUCAGACGCCUGCUCCUCAUCGUUACCUGACAUCGCCGCGUCAGCCGCCACGAGCGGAACACCGAGUCUCUGACAAACGCUGAUGCAUCAGAGGCUGUAAAAACACAAGUUUAUGGUCUCAAUCUUUAGUUUCAAGUAUUUUUCAAUACAGCAUGAUAAUUAUUAAGUAAAUGAUGGUCCUAUUUUGGGUAAACAUGACUAAUGCAGAGAUCGCUUUUGGGGCGGAGCUACUUUGUCAUUUAAAGGUUUCUGCGCUUUGGGAGUUGUGUGUAUUUUUGUCUUGCAACGGUUUUUCAGGUAAUGACAGUUAUGUUGGUCACUUAGAAAUGUCGUUUAAGUAAAGGAUGGUGCAGACUUAA